AUGUCAACAUCACCAACAAUUAAAAAGAUUGAAAGAAUAAAUUAUAUUAAUAAAUUAAUUACAGAAUUGGAAACUAUAAAUAAACAAAAUGAUUUAAUAAUGGCACAAGUACCGAAUCAAAUUCAAGAUUCCUAUAAUAUUAUCACAAGAUUUAUGGAACAUGUUGAAGAUUAUAAACCACAAAAUCUAAAGAAUCUAUCAAAAUCAAAUAUAAAAAUUAUGGAAUUAGAGAAAUCAAUAAAUCAAUUAAAAACAAAGAUUAAAGACACUCAAAUGAGAACUAACAAUGUUACAAGUCAAAAAGAUCUUGAAAGAGAAUUACAAUUUAAAUUAAAUCAAUUAGAAGAAUUACGUAAAAAAUCUUUGGUUGAAACCAAUAAUACUGUAAUAAAUAAUAAUAAAACUACUUCUGUACCAUCAUCAUCAUCAUCAUCAUCAUCAUCAUCAUCAUCAUCAUCUUCAUCAUCAUCAUUGUCAUCAUUGAUAACAACAACAACACCAGUAUCAAUAACAUCAUCAUCAUUAUCAAGUGCACAAAUUAUCGUUAAUAAUAAUUUAACAAAUAAUGAUAAAUUGAAAGCAAUGAAAUCAGAUUUAAAGAAUUUAACAGUAUCAAUUCAAAAGAUAUAUCAAUGUACAACUAUUUUCUAUCAAUCAUUUAAAUCUUAUUUUAAUACAUUGGGUGAAGUUUUAAAUAGAAUACCAACGAUGAGAGGUGGUUUAGAUAUUGGUGGGGUUUUACAAAUUGGUGGCGAUGAAUCUACAGAGAUUUUAGAAAGAAUGUGUGAAUCGAUUUAUCAAUCAAGUAAAUUAGCAUGGACUUUUUUAAGUGAAUUAGCAUGUUUAGAGAAAUCUUGGUAUAAUAAAAAUUUUAAAAUUUAUCAAUCAAUUUUAGAAAAAACUGAAAAAGAUAGUAGUUUUGAUGAUAAAUCACCAUCUUCGUCAUCAUCCUCAUCAUCAUCAUCAUCAUCAUCUAAUAAUAAUGAUAAAAAAUAUGGUAUAUUGAAUGUAUUAAAAAGAUUAAAAAAGAAAAAAACUUAUAGAGGUUCAAUUAACCUUUUAGAGAAAAUUACAAUUAUGGAGAGUGAAAGUGAAAUUCAACAAAAAUUAAAUAAUAGUCCACCAAUGUAUAGUAAACAGCAACAACAACAAGCAAAAAUAGGAUCAACAGGAUUAAAUAAUAAUGAUAAAAAAGUAACUAUAGUUUAUGAACCAAUAAAUUCUUCAACAACAUUAUUAGAUGCGAUUAUAUUAGAUUUGGAUAAAUUAUUAUCAUUUUCUGAUAGAGAGAUUACAAGUCAUAUUGAUUCAUUAGAAAAGAAAUCACAAAUGUUAAUUGAUAUAUUGAAUUUGUUAAAGAUGAGAUAUCAAUAUUUUAGAGAGAAAAUCUCAAGAUGGGUUGAUAAUAAUUCUGCAAUUCUAAGGGUAACUUCGUUUGAAGCGGAUCCAGAAUCAUUUAAAAUCAUGGAAUUUAAAAAUAUACCAGAUGUCCAAUUUAAAGUUAAAAUUCUUUACAAAGUUAUGUUAUCAUAUUUUACAUGUUGUUUAGUGGCUACACCAAUGGUUUAUCUAACACCUGAAUCAUGGAAACUUUCGAACCAUAGUGAUUUCAGGGCAGAGAAAAGAAAGCAAAUUGAAAAGUUGUUAUUGGUUUUGAAGUCGAAUGUAGCUCCAAUCGAUUUGGAUGUGUUACGUAAAUUGAUUUUGGAAUUCACUGAUAUUUUAAUUUGUGCGUUGGAUAUACAAAUACCACUUUUAAUAGAGGUUUAUUCUGAUGACUCGUCCACUGCUAAAAGAGUGAAUUACAAAAAUGAGAAAAAACUAUUGAAAGAAACAAUCACAAAAUCAAUUAAUCAAUUAAAAUAUUUUCAACCACAACAAUCUUCAUUAUCCUCUUCUUUUGGUAUUAGCACAAGUAAUAAUAAUAAUCCUGUCUUUCAAGAAUUAUUGGGUAAUAGUGUUCAAAUGAUUCAAAGUGUAAUGUUACAUUUCUUUAAAAUGAAACCAAUUGGUCGUCCUCAUGUUUAUGCUAAAGAUGGUAAUUGGAGUUUAGUUAGUGAAUCAAAAAGAAGAUAUGAAUAUAGAACUUCAAUUUUAAUUUAA
Messenger RNA from Dictyostelium discoideum AX4, 2103 nucleotides. RefSeq lists its product as hypothetical. Bases 1 to 2103 code for a protein of 700 amino acids. The transcript has 2 exons. The record is from RefSeq and is a predicted model, not a curated record. Lineage: Eukaryota; Evosea; Eumycetozoa; Dictyosteliales; Dictyosteliaceae.